AUGAACGCCUUCUGGAUGAUGGCGUUCCUCUCGUCCGUCGCAGUACAUCGGGUGCACGGCCAAACCGCCAACAUUGUCGAAAUCAUAAUCCCAACGGUAUCCGUUCGACCCUCUCGUUCCCUCGAUCACACUUCACUUUUCAGAACGCACCGGCGGCAUCAACCACAUGCACAACGGUGCGUCAAUCUGAUAACAGACAGUUAACAAUGAAUCCAGUUGACAGGCCACGUGGCUCGCUUGGUCGGACUGGUCGACUUGUUCGGAAGAGUGUGGAUCGUGCGGAGUGCAACUGAGAACGCGGACGUGUCUGACGACAGACUCCACUUGCACUUGUUCGGGGCAAGCCAACUGGCUCAUGGCCUUUCUACGUCAACUAUUUCAGAAGUUCAACGGGGAUACAGUACUGCAAUCUGGACAUCUGCAGGUACCCGAAGACGACUUGCUGCAACAACUUCAAGGUGACUUCCUACCUCGGAAGGUUCGCGUGUCUCAACCAAACUGCUCUCACUACCACCGCGUAA
This is a messenger RNA of Caenorhabditis sp. 36 PRJEB53466, 521 nucleotides long. NCBI's taxonomy places the organism in Eukaryota, Metazoa, Nematoda, Chromadorea, Rhabditida, Rhabditidae. The record is from the annotation of a GenBank genome assembly.